Penicillium diatomitis is the source of this 240-nucleotide messenger RNA. RefSeq lists its product as uncharacterized. The record is from RefSeq and is a predicted model, not a curated record. The transcript is spliced from 2 exons. Lineage: Eukaryota; Fungi; Ascomycota; Eurotiomycetes; Eurotiales; Aspergillaceae. Bases 1 to 240 code for a protein of 79 amino acids.
AUGCGAGGACCACAGGUGGUUGAAGUGUUGGGUGUCUCGCACAGUUGGGAACAUGGUCCUAAGUCUACGACCAUUAGGUCUAGGGCAGACGGAUGGUUGCGGUGGACGAAUCCUCUGGCCUACUACUACUACUACUACUACUACUACUACUACUACUACUACUACUACUACUACUACUCUUUCUCCCCCGCUAUGACCAACCCUCAGCUUGCAUCGAAGACCGAAUCGACGCUAUGCUAA